GAUAUUAGAAUCUUGCUCAAACAGUUGAUGACCGACACGUGGACACUGUACUAACGUUGUGAUUAUUCUUCGUUAUUUCAAAUGAUAUUUGCGUAUUUGGGAUUCUAGACAUAGUAACAAAAACAUCUAGUUUGAUUAACGAUAGUUGCUUUUCCUAAUCUCCAGUAGUCUUGGGAACAACGCUGUGGAUUUGUUGGGACCAUGUCAAGAUGACUGGCUACUGGUUAGAGAUUUAGUUGGUUCAUUCUACUGCGCUUCCCAAUUCAACCCACUGACUGAGAUGGCAAAUUUAUCAACUCACCAUGUGGUUUCCUCCACUGAAACAUGGAAUUCGAGAUUGAAAUUGAACUUCUCCACUCAGGAGUGUCAAAUGAACUAUAAUUUUUCCAAUAAUCAAACCAAGCAACAAAAUUCUCAAACAAAAGAUGAUUUUACUACUUCCGUUUUAAGCAGUGGGGAACUGUCUUCAAGUUCAACAGAAAGUCAAGUUAAGAAAAAAGAAAUUCAAGAGAGGAGAAGAAAAAAGAAAGAAAAGAAACGGGUUAGAGAAGAGAGAAGAAGAAAAAAAGAAGAAAAAAGGAAAAAAGAAGAAAGAAGAAGAAGGAAGGGCAACAUUAAAAAACAUGCAGAGAACUACAUUAAUCCACCUUCCCCGGCUUACAAACGAGUUAAACGUGCUUAUGCAUCUAAAAGAUUUGCCAGAAACGCAUAUGAUGACAGUAAAUUCAAGGAUAUUGCUACCUGGGUAGCUCUCAAGGCCACACGAACAAAAUUAAUUGAUGAUACUUGGGUAGCCCCUUCUUCCCCUAACUCCCAGAACGGCGAAGUUACCAAUGACUUGUACGAGGCCAUAUCUAGCGACGAAGAUUCUCUUCUAGACUUUACACCGACCCCUUCUGAAGCCAAUUUGACGCUUCCCUCCAAUGACCAAUCCGAGUCUGAAGUAGUGGCAUCUGUGAAGAAACUGUCCAGAGAGGAAUUAGAAAAGGUCGCCAUCAGACACAUUGAAAUGUGUGAGAAAUAUACGAAAACUGAGCUAGAACUGGACAUGUGUAAAGGAAGGGAAGAAACCUUUCAUAGUAUGAUUCUUGAAUUAAACCAAGAGGUGAUCAAACUAAAAUCCAUGAUUCCGCCAUCUAAGACGACUCGAUCUAUCGGUGUGCAAAUGCAAUUGCAAUCCUCGUCUGGACAGCAAAACAGUUCUUCAAUUCUCUAUCCCUUCCUGACUCGAAUAAAAAUCGAACAAGUUGAAGGAAACAGCGACAAGGAGUCCAUCGCAUUGAACGAAAUUUGUUCAAAUAACCUUCAUACCCACCCUUCAUUUUUUGGUAGCAGUGUCCUGCGUACGCCAGUAUCUUCAGUCAAUGGCAACCAAAUCCAUUCGGUUGUUAAACAAGAAAAAAGUUAGAACAUUAGUCGUAGCAAAAGUGUUUCAAGUGACAAGAAACGGGGAAAUCGUUGGGAAAGAGAUUCCCAUCCUCCUGUCAAUCAAUUUCAGCCGUGAUCAUCAAAUUAGCUCCAGUCCCAGCUGUAUUCGUUGAAAGCUCAUUCUAAGCUCAGUCUUUUUUAUUUUAAUACCUUUAGCCGGGCAAAGGUCGUUGGAAAAAGAAGGUCGUUAAAAAGUAAAUUAUUUCUCUAAGUAUUACUCUAAGUAUUUCUCUAAGUCUGUUGUUCAUGGAAUAAGGAGUCGGAAAAAGCCAGAAAAAUAAAUUUUCGUAAUUAGUUGAGAAGCACUUUUAAAAUCUUGGUAGGCCUAAUAUUUUUUAUUUUAACAAAAAAAGGAAAGAAACAGGAUAAGGAAACAGAAAAAAGUUUGUCCAAACCAGGUGUUAUGUCUGAUUCCCAAUAGAAAUUUCGGUUUGCAACUUUUUUUUUUUUUUUAAUUUAGUAAACUCGGUAAUACUACGUAUUGCAACUAAGCUGAUACCAAAUCUUGGCCCGAUUUUAAGUCUUCGCAAAAAAAAAAUUAAAUGUCCCAUCAUAAUAUUAAACUUAGCAGAUUGUUUCGUAUUGAUUGCCAAUAAUGUGUCUAAUCUUUUCUGUAAAAAUUUUUCUGUUAAUGGUUUUGGCUUAUUACGUUGUCCUGUCCAGUAAGUUUUAUAAGGAAUAAUACGAAUACAAUAACAUAUUCUAGA
Molecule: messenger RNA, 2135 nt
Organism: Daphnia pulex (common water flea)
Lineage: Eukaryota; Metazoa; Arthropoda; Branchiopoda; Diplostraca; Daphniidae
Product: leucine-rich repeat and IQ domain-containing protein 1-like
Exons: 7
Coding region: 281-1408 (375 amino acids)
Source: RefSeq, a predicted model, not a curated record